CGCGCAAGAAAUAAUUUCUCAGACAAAAUUAAUGGCAUUACAGUAAUAAACAGUAAAAGCAAAGGGCAAACAUCGAAAUAAAAAUCCAAAGAUUCCAUUCAUGAAGGUGAAAAAUGCUGGCUUCUCUACUCUAAUCCAAACAAAGCCACUUUUCAUCAUUAUUCUUAAUUUACAAAAAGCGAAUUAUUUCAUUAUUAUUAUUUUUGUAAAUCCUCUGUAUCUGUCUCUCUUGCAUUAACUCAAAAUAUCAAACUCUUCCUAAUUCUCUUUCAUUUUCUCCAAGUUUCGUUCAAUCUUCAGAUUCUUCAUCAUCCUCUUUUCAACUUUCACAGUUGAAGCGUUGAAGAAGUUUCAGAUUUUGGAUUCGAUCAGAUCAACUUAAUCUGUUUUCAAACUCAAAUCACUCACCUCCUCACUUCCUGGAUUCUACAUGGUGAACAAAUUAUCUUUGACUUGAUAUUGCUAAGAAAUUGGUUAUAUCCGUGGAGAAGAUGGUGAAACCUCACUUGAGAGAGUCUAUAAAAUCCCUGUUUGGAAGUCACAUUGAUCCUGAUAAAGAAGAGCAGCUCCGAGGUGCUAAAACAGAAACUGAAGAAAAAGUGAAAAGGAUAUUGAAACUUAUUAAAGAUGACAACCCUGAAGAGGAUGGUACCACAGCAGAACUUUUGAAAAGGGAACCACUUGCUGAAUUGAUUGAGGAUUUCCACAAUCAAUACCAAUUACUUUAUACACAAUAUGAUAAUCUGACAGGCGAGUUAAGGAAUAGGAUCAAGGGCAAGCGAGAAAAGGGGAGUUCUUCAUCUAGCUCUGACUCGGAUUCGGAUUCAGAUUAUUCUUCAAAGGGCAGAGACAGCAAAAAUGGACAACUGCAAAAUGAAUCUCAAAAGAUAAUUGAUGGAUUAAAGCAAGAACUUGAAGUGGUGCAUCAGGAAGUCGCUGAGUUAGAUCAGAAGUUGAGAGUUACACGUGAAGAGAAGGAGGACAUAACUUCAAAACACCUUGCAGCCCUGAACAAGAUACAUGAAGCAGACAAAAUUAAUAUGGAUUUGAAAACUGAUGCCGAGGCAUUAGAGAUUCAAAGAUCAAAACUUUUGGCUGAGAAUACUGAACUGAAUAAGCAACUGGACAUUGCUGGUAAAGUAGAAGCUGAACUGAGUCAAAGAUUGGAGGAGAUGAAAAUAGAAAACAGUAGCUUGGCGGCGGAGAAAGAGACAGCUCUCCAACAGUUUGACGAGGAAAAGAAAAUUACAGAUGACCUGAGAAACCUCAAUGAUCAACUGAAAGAUGAUAAGUUAGUGAUUGCGAAAGAAUUACAAGCAUUAACAGAUGAACUUUCUAGUCUGAAGCAGAAACUGAAACAUGCAGAAGAGCAAAUAACAACUAUAAGCCACAAUCUGGAGGUCACAAAGGAAGAAAAUGAAUCACUAAAAGCAGAACUUUCACAGGCUUCAAAUGAGGUUCAGCUGUCUCAGAACAGAAUACAAGAAUUUGUAUCUGAAUUAAAUCAGUUAAAAGAGAAACUUGAUGAGAGAGAAAGGGAAGUUUCGACCCUCACUCAGAUGCAUGAAGGUCAUCAGAAUGAGUCCUCAAAUCUAAUCAGGGAACUGGAGGCACAAAUCACAAAUCUGGGGCUGGAAUUAGAAUCACUGCAAAACCUAAAAAAAGAUAUGGAGGAGCAACUUAAGAGAUGCAGCACUGAUGCUAGGGAACUGGAAGCGCAUAAUUCGGGGUUGCAAAACCAAAUUUCAGAACAUGAAAUGAAGUCCAAAGAAAGAGAAGAAGAAUUAUCUGCUGUCAUGAAGAAACUCAAAGAUAAUGAGAAUGAAUCAUCUUCCAAAAUAUCAGAUUUGACUUCUCAAAUAAACAAUUUGCAGGCUGAUAUAAGUUCAUUACAUGCUAAGAAAAAUGAACUGGAAGAGAAAAUAAUUUUCAAAAGCAAUGAAGCAGGGGAACUGGGAGAGCACAAGUUAGGGUUGCAAAACCAAAUUUCAGAACUUGAAAUGAAGUCCAAAGAAAGAGAGGAGGAACUAUCUGCUAUCAUGAAGAAACUCAAAGAUAAUGAAAAUGAAUCAUCUUCCAAAAUAUCAGAUUUGUCAUCUCAGAUAAACAAUUUGCAGGCUGAUAUAAGUUCAUUACAUGCUAAGAAAAAUGAACUGGAAGAGCAAAUAAUUUUUAAAAGUAAUGAAGCAAGGGAACUGGGAGAGCACCAUGUAGGGUUGCGCAACAAAAUUUCAGAACAUGAAAUGAAGUCCAAAGAAAGAGAAGAAGAACUAUCUGCUAUCAUGAAGAAACUCGAAGAUAAUGAGAAUGAAUCAUCUUCCAAAAUAUCAGACUUGACAUCGCAGAUAAACAAUUUGCAGGCUGAUAUAAGUUCAUUACAUGCUAAGAAAAAUGAACUCGAAGAGCAAAUAAUUUUUAAGAGUAAUGAAGCAAGGCAACUGGGAGAACACAAUUUAGGGCUGCAAAACCAAAUUUCAGAACUUGAAAUGAAGUCCAAAGAAAGAGAAGAGGAACUAUCUGCUAUCAUGAAGAAAGUUGAAGAUAAUGAGAAUGAAUCAUCUUCCAAAAUAUCAGAUUUGACAUCCCAGAUAAACAAUUUGCAGGCUGAUAUAAGUUCAUUACUUGCUAAGAAAAAUGAACUGGAAGAGCAAAUAAUUUUUAAAAGUAAUGAAGCUUCAACUCGGGUCGAGAGCAUUACAAAUGAGUUAAAUGUAUUGCAGCAGGAAGUGGAGUCUCUACAACACCAGAAAUCUGACUUGGAAGUUCAACUUUUGGAUAAAAGCCAAGAAAAUUCCGAGUGUUUGAUUCAAAUUCAAAGUCUGAAAGAGGAGGUUGGCAGAAAAACCCAGGAACAAGAGAGACUUAUGGAAGACAGAGAAAAUUUAACCAGGCAGCUAAGGGAUCUGGAACUGGAGAUGAGUACCCUAAAGAGCAAAAAUAGCAAAGAUGAAGAGCAAAUAAGGGCCAACAUCCAAGAGAUCAGUCUUCUCCAGGAUAAAAUUUAUAAGGCAGAGGAAGAGGCUUCAGGAAAAAUAGUUGCCUUCACAGCCCAAGUUGACAAUCUGCAAAAGGACUUGCUUUCCUUGCAGAAAGCAAAAGAAGAAUUGGAGCUCUACUGUGAAAAACUCAGAGAAGAACAUGCACAAACCCUCAUAAUUGUUAGCAAUGAAAAGAAUGAAUUAGCCAGCAAAAUAGUGGAUCUUCAGAGAACAUUGAAAGAACAGGAAGAUGCAUAUCAGAAGUUGAAUGAAGAAUAUAAGCAAGUUGACAGUUGGUUUAAUGAAUGCAAGGCCAAACUUGAAGUUACCGAGAGGAAGAUUGAUGAAAUGGAAGAAGAGUUUCGUGAAGGCAUUGGGUCAAAAGAUCAGAUUUUAACUGAUUUGGAACACCAAGUUGAAGACCUGAAAAGAGACCUGGAAGAGAAAGGGGAUGAGACCAGCACUUUGCUUGAGAAUGUCAGGAAUCUUGAGGUAAAGCUUCGCCUGUCAAACCAAAAGCUCCGGGUCACUGAACAAUUGCUAAGUGAAAAGGAAGAGAGCUUUAGAAAGGCAGAAGAAGAGUUUCAGCAAGUUCAGAGAGAACUUGAACACAGGAUUGCUACUCUGGUAGCAACAAUCACUGCCAACAAUGAAGCUUUUCAUGAAACAGUCACAAGUAUUAAAGUGUGUGUCAACAGUGUGAUAUUUGGGAUAGAUACUGUGAGCAAGAAAUUUUCCGAUGACUGCAAUAACUAUGAGAACUCCAUCGCAAACAUCUCACACGAGCUACAUGUUGCAAAAGAAUAUGUCAGUGAGAUGAAUAGGGAAAAGGGGGAGUUACAGAAAGAUAAAAAGCUUUUGUUGGAGGAACUGCAGGGUAAAAAGGAAGAGGAAUUAACUCUGAGGGAGAAGGUCGAGAAGCUUGAGGCAAAGGCAAGAAAGGAGGAAUCGGAGAAGAUGAAUGUGACAGUUGAACUUAAGAACACAGUUACAGAGCAUGAGAAGUUGGUGAAAGAGAAAGAGGAGGGUAUGUUGCACUUAGGAGAGGAAAAGAGGGAGGCCAUUAGGCAGCUCUGUUUGUUGAUUGAUUAUCACCGUGAGCGUAAUGACUAUCUCAAGGAAAUCAUAUUGACGACUCGCAGGGGCCAGAGAGCAGCAUAAAUCCUUCUAUAUUUUUUUUAUGCAGCUUUGUCCAGUUAGGUAUUGUUGUGAUUUGGCAUAUAAUUAGCUCAAUUUUUUCCUGUUUAUUGAUUCUUUUGUUUUACAAAGAUGAGUGUGUGUAUAAUUUGAUUUUUCCAGUAUAAUGAGCAGAGUUAGUUCUGUUCUUGUCUUGAAUUUGAAUUGAAUAAUCGUGGUGAUGUCUUUUUGUUUUGUUCAGUAUAGAAAUUUGGAUUAACAAGUCCCACUAUAAAUUUUUACCAGUUCUUGCCGGUC
Messenger RNA from Trifolium pratense (red clover), 4412 nucleotides. Its product is annotated as COP1-interactive protein 1. NCBI's taxonomy places the organism in Eukaryota, Viridiplantae, Streptophyta, Magnoliopsida, Fabales, Fabaceae. Gene Ontology annotation, molecular function: actin binding. The coding region runs from base 492 to 4139 and encodes 1215 amino acids. The transcript is spliced from 4 exons. The record is from RefSeq and is a predicted model, not a curated record.